This is a messenger RNA of Larimichthys crocea (large yellow croaker), 1164 nucleotides long. RefSeq names its product sperm-tail PG-rich repeat containing 1 (gene stpg1). Lineage: Eukaryota; Metazoa; Chordata; Actinopteri; Sciaenidae. Gene Ontology annotation, cellular component: germinal vesicle; female pronucleus; male pronucleus. Gene Ontology annotation, molecular function: chromatin binding; histone binding. Bases 87 to 1067 code for a protein of 326 amino acids. The transcript has 8 exons. Gene Ontology annotation, biological process: epigenetic programing of male pronucleus. The record is from RefSeq and is a predicted model, not a curated record.
UCCGUCGCCGUGGUAACACGGUCUGUGUUAUGGCUUCAGAUUGACUGACUUCAUUAGUAACUUUGGACGUGAUGUCAAGUUGAGCCAUGGGCAACAUGUACCGAGGAUUUAACAAAACAGAGAAGAUCCCAGCUUAUACAGUCACAUCUUCAAUACCAAGCAAAUAUCAGAGAGUGGUGAUCAGAAAUGAAGAGAAGAAAGGCUUUUCAUCUCAAGCUAAAAGGUUCCCUUCACAAGUCUGUCUGAAUGAAAAUCCAGGACCAGGCAGCUAUGGCCGUGUUUCCAGUGCUGAGGUCAGAAGUCCUUCCUUCUCUAAGAAAGGCACCACAGGCUUUGUUCCAUCCAAGGCCAGUAGGGCUUCCAGUAACCCAAAGAGAGACAUCCCAGGACCAGAUUCAUACAACCUGCAGAGCUCCUUCAUAGACAAGCAUGACUUCAACACUGGAGUCUCCAGAGUGUUCAGGUUGCCUGUGGCUGUGCAGCUGGAUGGUCCCAAACACAAAACUCCAGCCCCAAAUCAAUAUGACGUCAGUCAACCUAGUAGAGAGAGAUUCUCCUUAGUGGUUGGUACAUCAGCUUUCCUGUCAAAAACUGGACGUGACACCUGUUGCUCAAAGAAAAAUGUGCCAUCACCAUGCCACUAUGACGUGAAUGACAACGUUAUCCAGCAGAGUCUGGCAGUCUUGUCCCCGUUCAAAUCAAAAACUCAGAGAAUCCCUCCCCCAGUGGACAACCGUGUCCCGGGCCCAGGGGCUUACAGUCCCCAUCACACCCCUGCUCUGGUGAAGAGGACCAUCCUGCCGAGGGGAUAUUAUCUGGCAAUAUCAGCACCUCCUCUGAUUGUUCCCAAGGACCCUCCCUUGCCAGGCCCUGGGCAGUACAACAUAGGGAGUUCAAACGGCCCAUCUAAGCGUCCCAUGCCCACCGCUGCAUUUGCAUCCAAAACUGAAAGAACAUCCCAAAACUUAAAGCAUGCUAUGAACCCAGGUCCAGGUUUCUAUGAUCCACACAUUUCAUCAAAGCAGUCCUUCUUUUACAAUGACUCCAGAGUCUGGAUUCCUGUCUGAAGCUUUCAAGGAAAACUGUGCUGCAGAUAUGGACAUUUUUCACACACACAAACUGUGAUUAUCUGUGUUGACAGAAAGGAAUAAAUGUUUGCAACCA